GAUGUCUAGUUUGACCUCUAACCUUAUCUAAUUGCAUGUCUGCAUGGCUCUGGGCUCACUGUUGGUGUUUAUUUUCAUCAUUAGUGCACUUUUCAACCAUCAGAGAGUAUUGCAUAGCCAUCGGAUCGACCAACCACAAAUGAAUGCACGUUUGGAAUCAAAACCAAAAUGCAGUCGUUUAAAACAUUCAAGAAGUUUGCAAAAAGUAUCCCAAAUUUCUAUACAGAACAAGCGUCAGGUAGAAGAAUAGAAGAGCAGACAAGGUUGUGACAGAAUCCGGUAGAGAUGAAAACACAAUCCACACCAUGUAGUACAUAUAGAAGCUGGUAAGUGGGACGUAUGCAGCAAGGAAGAGGAUGGAAGAGGAUGAAAACACAAACCAAAAUGUCGACGGUGGUGUUUGGCGAUCACCAGCAAUGUCUCAAAAGGUAAGAACAAGGAAUUGGGAGUGUGUUGGCCUGAAGGAGGGGGAGGUGCUGGGUCUUGUAAUGUGGCUUCAGAAGAAGAGCCAAGGUGCAGUUGUGUUGUCCAAUUGGGUGGCCUAACUCGGUCCUGCUAAGGGCUCCUUGUGGACCAUCCAAUAGUCAGGAAGGAGACCUGCAAGUUGUUCAAAGGAGGAAAUGGUGGAUGCCAUGUUGAAAUGUAACAUCCAGCUACUCAAGUGUCUAAUAUUAGGAUAUAGUUAUGGCAUGUCAUAGAGGUAGGUAAUGCAACUAAACAUAUUUUUUUCAUGGUUGGCCACCUUUUCUUUAUGUUUGGACCCAAGUUGGACUUCACUGCAGUAGUCUUGAGGUAGUUCGUUAGAAAGUAGGAGAAACCGUUCACCCACUGUUGUUACUUCCUCUACAUUUCCUAUAUAUAAACCCAUCCAUGCUUCUCCCUUCAACUCAGAACACAGCAACUCUCUCCCUGGGAAAAAGCCUCAUCAACCCCUCAUCUCUAGGAUCAAAUGGCAACAAGAGGGUUCUGCAUUGCUCUAGCAGCGGUCCUUAUGACCACGCAAUGGCUGGGUGCAUCAGCCCAAUCAAGCAGCUGCACAACAGCCCUUGUUAACCUUUCUCCCUGCCUGAACUACAUCACAGGCAAUGAGUCAAACCCAUCAAGCUCUUGUUGCUCACAGCUCGCCGCCGUAGUCCAGUCGGAACCACAGUGCCUGUGCAUGGUCCUCAACGGUGGGGCUUCAUCGCUCGGGAUCACCAUCAACCAGACCCAAGCUCUAGCCCUUCCUGGUGCUUGCAAUGUUCGAACCCCACCUGUUAGCCGGUGCAACGCUAAUGGCAGGCCAGUUGGCUCCCCGACUACGCCGUCAGCGCCGAGCGUUCCUUCAGGUGGUGGAUCAAAGGAUGUUCCAACAACAGGCACAAAUUUUUCAGAUGGGACUACUGUCAAGAUCCCAAUUUGGAUCAUUUUCUCCCUUGUGUGUGUUGUGGCCUACUUUUCCACAACUCAAGUCACCUUCUAAGUAUGUUCUGUUACCCUCCGAACUGGGAAGCUCUUGUCCCACAGAAUUUAAGCAUCAGUUGUGUACCAUAUAUGGUUGACACUAUUCUUUGGUUCUGUUUUUGUGAUUGAUAUGUGCCCCUUUUGAGGCCAUUUGAGUAUGUACUACGUAAUACAGAGAGAUUUCUAUGUCCACUGUCUCUU
Messenger RNA from Elaeis guineensis (African oil palm), 1644 nucleotides. RefSeq names its product non-specific lipid transfer protein GPI-anchored 15. Lineage: Eukaryota; Viridiplantae; Streptophyta; Magnoliopsida; Arecales; Arecaceae. Gene Ontology annotation, biological process: lipid transport. Gene Ontology annotation, molecular function: lipid binding. The record is from RefSeq and is a predicted model, not a curated record.